Pocillopora meandrina is the source of this 545-nucleotide messenger RNA. Lineage: Eukaryota; Metazoa; Cnidaria; Anthozoa; Scleractinia; Pocilloporidae. The record is from the annotation of a GenBank genome assembly.
AUGCCUAAUCCAAAUGUUAACUUGCUUGAAAAAGAAAAUGAAAGCCUCAAAUCAGAAAUUGCUGCUCUAAAGAAAAAUUUGAAGACUUUCAGAAUUCGCUCAAACUUAGCGUCAACAAUGCUAAUGUCUCCAACAAUGGCGGCGAAGUGAGUCGACCGGCGAUAUCACAGGACGAGACUUUGAACACCCUGCAAUUUUACGGAAAGUCUUACGGUGACCUUCGCCUGGAAGCGGAUACAAGUUUACAACAGCUCUGGUCACACCCAAAUGUCCUGUCUAAACGAGUAGAAGAGAUUGGGAAAUCCAUUGAGCUGAUUCAGCGCUACAGUUAUGAAUACAGCGCAAAGAUCGUCGGUCUCCCUGAAAUAAAGGCAAGUGAGUCAGUCUCCGACACAACUACACUAUGUCUUAGCCUCUUUCAAGCUGCAGGAGUUGAAAUUUCUAUUCAAGAUAUCGAUAUUGCUCAUCGUACUCUCACCAGAAACGCCACUCCUGGCCCGAGACCAGUCGUUUGCAAGUUCACAAGAAGGAUUGGUAAAGAGAAG